CUGUAAUAUCAUUUGAAAUUGUUCAGUUGAUUUUCGUGGAGGACGACGACGUUUUGGGCAUGAGUUCAUUUAUCCAACUGGUGGUUCAAAGGAGGAUCCAUUGAAUCUAAAUGCUGUAAUCUCUGGUGAUGAAUCGCACUCUGCAAAACUUGAGAAGGAGGGGUCCAAGCUGCUUGAGGUUCCCGUUCCAAAAAACCUCAAGGACCCUCUCAAUUUGAACAGCGUCGAGAAGCAACGGAGAAAGUGA
This is a messenger RNA of Strongylus vulgaris, 247 nucleotides long. The record is from the annotation of a GenBank genome assembly. Lineage: Eukaryota; Metazoa; Nematoda; Chromadorea; Rhabditida; Strongylidae.